Molecule: messenger RNA, 222 nt
Organism: Sclerotinia borealis F-4128
Lineage: Eukaryota; Fungi; Ascomycota; Leotiomycetes; Helotiales; Sclerotiniaceae
Source: the annotation of a GenBank genome assembly
AUGCUUGACGUCUUACUCGAUUUGGACGACGACCCAUGCGAAUUUUCUGUAAAUAAUAUCGCUGGCAUGACAUCUUUCGAAUUCGCGACCGUUGCCGAGUCUAUGCGAUUGAGUUCGAGGUCUAACCGCGAAGAAGUUGGGUCAACAACCGUGAGCCAUGAGAAGAUGAAAAGGAAGGUCGUAUCUCAAGGACCCAGCUCGUUUCCAAACGUUCGCUUUUGA